This is a messenger RNA of Botrytis fragariae, 288 nucleotides long. RefSeq lists its product as uncharacterized. The record is from RefSeq and is a predicted model, not a curated record. The coding region runs from base 1 to 288 and encodes 95 amino acids. The transcript has a single exon. NCBI's taxonomy places the organism in Eukaryota, Fungi, Ascomycota, Leotiomycetes, Helotiales, Sclerotiniaceae.
AUGGCCUCAAGGGUUCCUCGUACAUACGCAUUUGUCGAUGCUGGUGACACAGGCGAACGACUCCGCCUCAAACUAAACCACGACCAGCAUGACGGAUUCAAAAGUCGAUUUCUUACCAGUGUCGCACUGUCGAAAAGGGGUCUUGAAUUGGGUGGAAGCAAGCAAAAUAGACAAGCAUUCUUCAUGUCCAAAUGUAGAAGAUUAGUGCACUUUCGCACUCGCUCACACAUUUUCUCGUGUCCAUUUUUGCAUCAUUACCGUCGUUACCUUGUCAUGAUACGGUGCUGA